AUGUCGAAUAAAUUUCAUUGUGACAUUUGUUCCACUGACUGUACGCAUAGAGUUAGAAUAUCGUGCGCGGAAUGCCCCGAAUAUGAUUUAUGCGUACCAUGUUUUUCCCAGGGCUCCUAUAGCGGUGAACACCGCCCAGACCACAAGUAUCGUAUUAUUGAGACCAACUCGUAUCCAAUUCUGUGUGCCGACUGGGGUGCUGAUGAGGAGCUGGCUCUCAUCAAGGGCUCUCAAACAUUAGGACUCGGCAAUUGGCAGGAUGUCGCGGACCACAUAGGCAGUAGGUCUAAAGAGGAAGUUGAAGAACACUAUACCAAUUACUACCUCAACAGCCCCCAUUACCCAAUCCCUGAUAUUACGAAAACUAUUGACAUCUCGCAAGAACAGUUUCUUGACGAACGUAAACGUAGAAUCGAGAGAUUCCGCGAAAAGCCUUUGGAGCCUCCACGCAAGCCAAUGGCUUCGGUGCCGAGCUGUCAUGAAGUUCAAGGCUUCAUGCCUGGGAGAUUAGAGUUUGAAAACGAAUUCGAAAAUGACGCUGAGGGUCCAGUCAAAGAUAUGGUAUUUGAAACAGAUGACCAACCGCUCGAUAUUGAGGUCAAAUUGGUAAUACUGGAUAUUUACAACUCGAGGCUGACUACUAGGGCGGAGAAGAAGCGUCUCCUUUUUGAAAAUGGGCUAAUGGAAUACCGUAAACUUCAGGGAAUUGAUAAGAAGAGAAGCAAGGAAGCGAAAGAGCUUUACAACAACCUGAAAGCCUUUGGCACAAUAAUGACUCCUUCCGAUUUUGCCGACUUCACCAAAGACAUCCUGGAGGAACUGCGAUGUAGAUCCAGAAUACAUCAAUUGCAAGAAUGGAGGAGCAAUGGAAUUACUACACUUGAAGCUGGUCUCAAGUAUGAACGCGACAAGCAAGCUCGAAUGAUGACUUUAGAGCGGUUUGGCAGCUCAACGUAUUCUUCUUCUAAUGGCAAUGGUCGUCAUAGGGCCACCUCAACCCAUCGCACAAAUACCGAUUACGGACAAAAUUAUAACGAUCCAGGGAGCCGCAAAAAGACCCUUACGAUCAGUGACGUACAACAUGGUGCUGAUUAUGGUCUCUUAUCAGCAGAAGAACAGCAACUUUGCAUGCAAUUAAAGAUCUUACCAAAACCAUAUUUGGCCAUCAAGGAAGUCAUGUUUAGAGAGCUUCUGAGGGCUGGUGGUACGAUUACCAAAAAAACAUGUCGAGACUUACUCAACAUUGAUCCUACGAAAGCUAACAAGAUUCAUGACUUCUUUCAUUAUCAGAGAUGGCUAUGA
Messenger RNA from Lachancea dasiensis, 1302 nucleotides. The record is from the annotation of a GenBank genome assembly. Lineage: Eukaryota; Fungi; Ascomycota; Saccharomycetes; Saccharomycetales; Saccharomycetaceae.